AUCUGUUUCUGUUUCGUUGCCUAAACGUAACAAACUGCGACAGAAAGCACGUUACAACGUAAAAUAAAAUACAAACGGAAAGUCGUUGUCUUCUGGGUUCACACGGGACCCGAACCCGCGACCUCCGCGUUCAAGUCCUGCCGCGGUGUGUUCUGGGAGAUCAGCCAUUACUGUUGGCGGUUGUUUGUUGUCGUGCAGCUCGUCCCUUCUUCACCGUGUUUGUUUUCUUAGUUUUUAACUCCACUGGCUCACUUUCCGUCUGUGAAACAGCCAUGGGGGGCAGAAACUGCUGCGUUCCAAGCUGCCGCCGCAAAUCUCAUGACCACCGCAGGAGGAAAAUCCCGAACGGACUCACUUUCCACUGUUUCCCCGCCUGGAGGAGGAACGAAGGAGAGCAGAUAUCCGAGCUGACGAUGAGGAGGAGGGCCGCCUGGGUGGCUGCCGUCGGCCGCGGCGACAUCACCUUCAACCACAUCCCCACAUCCAUGAGAGUGUGCUCCCGACACUUUCACUCAGGUAAACCGGCGUAUGAAAUGCUGGAGUCUGAUCCGGACUGGAUUCCAUCGCUGCACCUGGGUCCCAGGGACGGAACCAGCAGACGCACCGAGCACCUUUCUGAGCAGCGAGACAGAGACCAGAAACAACGACUGACGCCAGAGACGGGACCUUCGCCUGUGUGCAGAACCGCUCAGAGAGAACCAGAGGGAGGUAUUCCUGCGUAUGAAAUGCUGGAGUCCAGUUCGGACUGGGUUCCAUCACUGCAGCUGGGUCCCAGUGAAGGAACCAGCAGACCCGCAGAGUGUCUCCUCCUGUCUGAGCAGCGAGACAGAGACCAGAAACAACGACUGACGCCAGAGACGGGACCUUCGCCUGUGUGCAGAACCGCUCAGAGAGAACCAGAGGGAGGUCCCGUGAGGACGGCGGUCCGUCCCUGGAGAGAAGUCAAAUCUCUGCUGCAGUCGGUCCUGCUGCCCCGAGACGAGACAGGCGAACAACCUCCUGCUGCGAAGAAGAUGGACCUCAGCUUCAGAGACUUCUUCAGAGAUGCUCUGGAGGCUUCUCUGGAGGCCUGCAGCAGAUCCGGGACCCCUUCAGCCCGACAGACCUCCGUCUCCGGGGACUAUGAAGUGGAGCUGAACUUUAAACUUCCACUUGUGAAGGAGGAGAAUCAGACGUGUGACGUCUCCUCCUCCUCCGGCUGUCUGAACUGUGUCAGCCUGCAGAGGACGAUCGUGGAGCUGCAGGAGAAGCUGUCACGUCUGACAGGAGAACAGGAGGAAGUGGAGGCUCUGCUCCAACCAGACCAGGUCCUGCAGAGUCCUGAGACAGGCCACACAGAAGAGACAGAGACUGCAUAUUUCCUUGAGUGUGACCAGGCUGAGUCUCCUGCUUUUGUGCCGGAUGAACGUGGAAGUGAAGAUUCCCUUGAGUGUGACCAGGUUGAGUCUCCUGCUGCUGUUGUCACAGACGAAUUUGAAAAUGAAGGAGAAGGAGUUGAGGAGGAUUAUUCAUCUGUUGGGGGAAGUCCAAGAAGGUCAUGGAAGAAAGGAGAUCCAGAGACCUGGGACGAGAACGUCCAGAAAGGGAGAAGAAUGAUGAAGAAUCAAGAGCCUGGGUUGAAUCAAAUGGGGAUGCGAUGCCAGUCUGCGGCCUGCCAAAAGUCCAUUAAACUGUGCUGCAAUGACAUCGAGGACUCAAAGAGGGAGGAGAUCUUCAAGUAUUUCUGGGGGAAAUUAGACUGGAAAGAGAGGAAAACGUUUGUUAAGUCUUUGGUGCAGGUGAGCAGUGUAAAGCGGCGGCGCACAGGAGCAGAAGAAUCCAGGAGGUCGGCAUCCAAUUCUUGUCACCUUGUAGUGGACGGGAGAAAAAUCAGAGUGUGCCAAAGCAUGUUCCUGUCAACAUUAGGCAUAAACCAGUGGUGUUUUUUAAAGUGGGUAGGAAGAAGAGGAAAGAAUCCUGAAAGGGCGUGUGAGAGAGCGACUGUGAGGUCAGAACAGCAUGACUUCCUUAAGACCUUCCUUCUAGACCUCCCAAAGGUUUCAUCACACCCCUGUAUGUCCUCUUCAUCAAAGAUGUACCUGGAGCCUGUGUUCAAGUCCAUCAGGCGCCUCCACACGGACUAUAAGCGCUGUUGUGCCCAACACGGAAUCCAGUCUCUGUCACGACAAGUUUUCACCAACAUCUUCAACGACUUAAAUCUUUCUCUCUUUCGCCAAAAGAAAGGCGACGUGUUGCUGGAAACUUAAGGCUAGAAACAUUGAAGCUGCCACACAGCACGGGCUGUGAAGCAGAAGGACAAAGAAGAGGCAGGUGAGAAGACCUUGGUGGCAUGCAUGGAUCUGCAGGAGCUCCUGCUCCGCCCCGCGCUGCAAGCCCCCGCCGUCUAUUACCAGACUAAGCUCAGUGUUCAUAACCUCACCAUCUUUGACAUGGCAUCACAUGAUGCAACACAUUACCUGUGGCAUGAGGGUGAAGCUGACCUCCCUGCCGACGAGUUUGCUUUAUGCAUCGUGCACUGCGGCUACCAGAACCGAAACCCGCUCCUGAGGAACGACCUCCUCAAGGAAAAGCAGAAGAUAGUGACGCAGAAGUAUCUGAAGUGAGGUCACACACAAACGGAGUUGAUUCUGCGAUGGAGAGAGAGAGACGUCGGUGUUCCGGCUGAGUAUGCCUUUACAGCAACGAUGGAAAACCCCAGAAAUGCCCAUUUUGAUUCGACACACUGAUUUGUUACCGGAUGGCGCCACAGUUAAACGGACUGCCUGUAAAAUGCCAGGAGAGCAAGGGAGAGGAGCGGUGACAAAAUCGACCGAAGCAACACGCUCUUUGAUAGUCAGGAAAAAAACAACAAGUGAGGUAGUUAAAUCCCUUGCAUACUGUUCUUUAUCCGUGACCUUUUGCCAGUCCUCACCUUCGGAUCACCUUUCCUCAUUCGCCGUGCAAAGCCGGUAAAACAUUCACAACCCAGCAGCAAAAACCCAGACUGGAUUCUUUGACUGACUAGACUCUGUGCGUUAUCAAACUCUUUUUCUUUACUGACGUCUUGUUUUGUGCCUGAGAAACUGAACCAGCAUUAUUUUCACUCGCUGUCAGCACUGGACUGGAUUUAUGUUUUAAUGUUUUAUGAAAUGAACUGUAACUAAUUUGUAUUUUUGAGAUUGUUUGUUUGUUUAAGCGUGCAGAAAACCCGAAGUGAAAUUUUGAGUUGGCUUGUGUCUUUACUUUGUGAUUACGUGAAAUCUUUCAAUAAACCAAUUUUUUGUUUUGCGCUAA
Micropterus dolomieu (smallmouth bass) is the source of this 3273-nucleotide messenger RNA. RefSeq lists its product as uncharacterized. NCBI's taxonomy places the organism in Eukaryota, Metazoa, Chordata, Actinopteri, Centrarchiformes, Centrarchidae. Bases 273 to 2246 code for a protein of 657 amino acids. The record is from RefSeq and is a predicted model, not a curated record. The transcript is spliced from 8 exons.